AUGGCGGAGAGUCGGGGAAGUUUGUUGGCGAAAUCCGUGCAAAAACACGCCGGGAGGGCGAAAGAGAAGUUGCUGCAGAAUUUGGGCAAAGUCGAUAGAACGGCGGACGAGAUCUUCGACGAGCACCUGCAGAACUUCCAACGCCAACAGAACGCCGCCAAUCGCCUGCAGAAGGAGUUCAGCAAUUACAUUAGGUGCAUAAGAGCGUGUCAGGUGGCGUCGAAGAGCCUAUUGGAGGCGGUGGGAGAGACGUACGAAAGCCAAUGGACCGGUCACGAUUUGCUCUACGUGCAAACGCAAUCGGUGGACAUGUUGUGGCAGGACUUCAGCCACAAACUGGCCGAUCAGGUCCUCUUGCCGCUCAACACCUAUCAGGCGCAGUUCCCCGAAAUGAGGAAAAAGAUCGACAAACGCGGUCGAAAGCUGGUCGACUACGACAGCCAGCGGCACAAUUUCCAGGCGUUGCAGACGAACGCGAAGAGACGGGACGAGGCGAAGCUGGCCAAGGGCAGGGAAUGCCUGGAGGAGGCGAAAAGGACCUACGAGAUGCUGAACAGCGAGCUGCACGACGAAUUGCCGGCCCUGCACGAUUCGAGGGUGUUGUUUUUGGUCACGAAUUUGCAGUCGUUGUUCAACGCCGAGCACACGUUCCACGAGGAAUCGGCUAAGGUAUUCGGGGAAUUGGAGGCGAUCGUUGAUAAAUUGGCCACGGAUAGUCAACGGGGUUCGUACAGCUUGAAAAAGACAACCAACGGUACUACUGCAGGCAGUCUUCCCAGGCCUACUACGCUUUCCAACAAAAUUAAAGAUCUGACAGUCGAAGACGCCAUCAAUUCCAACAGGACCGACGAUCCCGCCUCGCUCCCGCCCCCCGCCAAAACCCCCGAAUCCUCGGCGCCCUCGACGCCCUCCAAAACGACGCCCGACAGCCCGCCCAAAUCGCCCGCCAACGGGACGGCGGCGACGCCGCCCCGCUCCCCCUCGCCCUCCUCACCCGUCCCCCCCAACGCCGCCGCCGCCUCGCGCCCCGCCUCCGCCGCCGCCGCUGACGUCGCCGCCGCCCCCGGUACUAACAACGCUAAAAUGGUCCAGGAGCUCUACGAUAUACCGGUCGGCGCCAGUACUGACAAUCUACCGCCCGGUGUACUAUAUAGGGUGAAGGCCACCUACAAGUACAACAGGGAGGACGUGGACGAAUUGUCGUUCGAAGUAGGCGAGGUGAUUGCUGUGGUCGAAUACGAUGAUCCCGAAGAACAGGAAGAAGGCUGGCUGAUGGGCGUGAAGGACAACGGCGAAAAGGGCAUGUUUCCCGCGAAUUUCACGCGGCCUUUGUAA
Messenger RNA from Phyllotreta striolata, 1335 nucleotides. The record is from the annotation of a GenBank genome assembly. Lineage: Eukaryota; Metazoa; Arthropoda; Insecta; Coleoptera; Chrysomelidae.